This is a messenger RNA of Leopardus geoffroyi (Geoffroy's cat), 1085 nucleotides long. Its product is annotated as collagen alpha-1(I) chain-like. Bases 1 to 948 code for a protein of 315 amino acids. NCBI's taxonomy places the organism in Eukaryota, Metazoa, Chordata, Mammalia, Carnivora, Felidae. The record is from RefSeq and is a predicted model, not a curated record. The transcript is spliced from 3 exons.
AUGGGAGGGAGGGUGUGGGAGGAAACCGGGCCCCCGCCCAGGAGCCCUGGGCCGCAGGGGGAGACCGCAGUCUGCCGCGUCCAAAGCCUAAUUUUCACAGAUGGAAACUGCGGCCCAGAGAGGCGGAGGAGACUGCCGGGGUCACACGAGGAGGGGGCUCUACCGGGACCCGACGCCGGGCCUCCCGACCCCGGCCAAUGCUGUGCACAGCCACGGGAGCGUCGUGGGAGGAGGCAAGGGCCGUUCCCCGUCGUCUCUGAGUGCGGAGCCUUUUCCCCAGCCCGAAACCUCAGAAGUGACCACGCCGCCCCAGGCCAGAGCUGGUGCCCCGGGCCCAAUCCCGAAAAGGUCGCCCGGAGACCCCGCGCGUCUCUGCGUGGAGGAGGGCGAAGGCGUGCGGAGAGAUGGCCACAUGCCUUGAGACCCCGAGACUCUGGAGAGCGUGAGUCCACGCUGGGGACCCCAGGGGGACAGAAACUUGGAGGCACAGUCGGAAGGUCUCAGGCCGCGGGAAGUUGCUCCGGGCCGGGUCCCUUGCACUCAGCCAGCGUCCACACUCUGCCCGGGGUAAAGGGAGGACCGGACUCCCGCCGCCCAGGGCCUUUCCGGAGGGAGGGGAAACAAAAAGUUGAGGAAAGUGGGAGGCGAACCCCGGACCCUAGUUCUGCUCACCUGGUGCCGCCGCGCCCAGGAGGGUCCCGGUCCGAGUCAGCGCGCCGCGGGUCGCGCGGCACUGCCGCGGUCUCCACCGAAUCUUGGCCCCCCCGGCCCCGCCCCCUACUCGGGCUCCGCCCAGCGCCGCCCAGGCCCCGCCCCCCAGGAGCCCCGGGGACUGGCUGGCUAGCACCCCGCCAGGCCCCACCGCGGGAAGAAGGCAGCCGCUCAGGUCUGAGGGUCGCAGGAAUGCCUUCCACCCCCACCUCUCUAGAGGUUCAGCCUAAGUGCUAGCUCAAGAGAUCUCUGAACUGAGAUGAAGUUAUAACUCCCUCCUCCGAGUGCCCGCUUUGCUCGGACGCCUCAGUAGUCCUUUAGGGGCCGAGACCAGAUUGGAAAGCACCGUGCCUCUGGUCCUUUCUUCAGGGCCA